CAAUUCUCUCGUGCCUACAUCUCUCGCACGGUAUCCACCUCUGUUGCUGUAUUGUGCGGCCGUCGGGUUCCGCCGGAAUCACCUGCCGCCUUCGCCAAGCUUUCACCUCCGCUCUCCUCCGUUUCUCUUUCUACUCAAAGCCGUGCUCCUUCCCCCGGGGCUCUCUCCUAAUCGCUUUCACUUCCUAAUUAGCAGUUCAUUGUAUUCCAUAUUCGUUCAAAUUUAGUUAACUCCGUCGGCAUCGACAACCGAAGUACCGUGUUACUCUUGGAGAAUCAACCCAGACUUGUAUAUCAAGGACAUUCAGAAGUAGUUGAAUAGCUUUGUGAAUUGAAUCAGGAAUAGUUCCUUAAGACGAAGCUGUGCUGUGAGAUAGUCCGGUAGAAAUUAAUCGGUGUGAAAAUCAGCAAAAGUGAGUGCUAUCAUGGAUGCAUAUACGCAAGAAAAAAUACAAAGAUUCGAGGAAUUUGUCGAUCUUCGUUUAAAGCCCGAUCUUGUACAUGCCAUUGCUGAAAGGGACAAGGUCUUCGAUCAACAAAAGACUUUCUCUGAUCUGAAAAGAAAUAUAGAGAAUCUGGAGAAGAAUAGUGUAACAAGUCUGAGGACAUUGGUCAACCUUGGUUCUGAAGUUUAUGCCCAAGCUGAUGUGCCAGAUACAAGACACAUUUUUGUAGAUGUUGGACUCGGAUUUCAUGUGCAGUUCACUUGGUCUGAAGCUUUGAGUUACAUUUCAGUUAGAGAAGAGAAAUUGGCCAGGCAAAUGGAGGAGUACACUCGACUGAUUGCAUCCAUCAAAGCCCAGAUCAAGAUGGUUUGUGAAGGGAUAAGAGAGUUGCUCCAAAUUCCAGCAGAAUGAUGACUGGUGAUCUUUAAUUAGUUUCUUCUUCAAUUGUAAUCCAUGGAACUUAAGGUUCCACCUAAUUGACAAAUAUAUAUAUUUUUGAUAUAACGUUAUUUGAUGUAUGAACUGUAAAUCUAUUUUUAAACAAUAUUAUCUAUCACAUUAUGAAUUUAAUA
Molecule: messenger RNA, 1017 nt
Organism: Daucus carota subsp. sativus
Lineage: Eukaryota; Viridiplantae; Streptophyta; Magnoliopsida; Apiales; Apiaceae
Exons: 8
Coding region: 425-856 (143 amino acids)
Source: RefSeq, a predicted model, not a curated record